AUGCCUCGUGAAGAGCGUUAUCGAUGUUUCUGGUGCAAGGGACAAAUCAAUCCUGAUGACUCUGUUUGUGGGACUUGUCGAAGACGGUAUGAUCGAUGGCGAAAAGCUAUGCAAAAUGAUUUCGAUCACCUUGAUGUACCAGUAAAUAAAACGGACCCGCAAGAGAAUGAAGAGCCUAUAUUUCGUGAUACUGUUAACACGCGAAAUCGACUUGGUCUUCAAGUUGCUAUGCAUGGUUUUCUAUAUAAUGAAAAGCAGCUCCCUGCUGAUGAAGCUAAUCGAACUUGA
This is a messenger RNA of Rotaria socialis, 288 nucleotides long. The record is from the annotation of a GenBank genome assembly. NCBI's taxonomy places the organism in Eukaryota, Metazoa, Rotifera, Eurotatoria, Philodinida, Philodinidae.